Molecule: messenger RNA, 1086 nt
Organism: Lucilia sericata (common green bottle fly)
Lineage: Eukaryota; Metazoa; Arthropoda; Insecta; Diptera; Calliphoridae
Gene: Obp83ef
Exons: 3
Coding region: 104-871 (255 amino acids)
Biological process (GO): sensory perception of smell
Molecular function (GO): odorant binding
Source: RefSeq, a predicted model, not a curated record
UGAGUACUUAGAAGAAGCAUAUGUUGCACAGACAUAAAAUAAUAUAUACAGUUCAUAUAGAGCACUUCCAAGGAGAACAAUCAAAUAGAAAUUUAUAUUCAUCAUGAAAUUUAAUAUAUUUUUCGUCACUUUUAUAUUCUUAAUAAAACAAUCAUUGUGCAAUUUAGAAAAUGACAAAAAUAGUGAUAUUUUGCGGCAAUGUUUGCAAGACAGCAAUCACAAUCCAGAUAUCAGCACCAAUGAAUUGCUAGAGAAAUUUAAAAAUUAUGCCAACUGGACGUAUGAGGAAAUACCUUGUUUUGCGCGAUGUGUGGUAGCUGAGAAGGGUUGGUUUGACAUUGAUCAUCAUCGUUGGAAUAAACAAAAAAUUGUUGAUGAUUUGGGUGAAAAUCUAUACAAUUAUUGUCGUUAUGAAUUCAGUCGUCCGUUUAAGAAUGUAUGUACUUAUGCUUUUAAGGGUCUGAAAUGUUUAAAGGAUGCGGAACUAAAUGUCAUUGUCACCUACUCCCAUCUACUGGAGUGUAUCAACGAGAAGGCAACUAGCAUGUCACAACUUUUGGAAUAUUAUCACUUUCCUAAAGGUGAACGCAUACCCUGUCUCUUCAAUUGUUUUGCCAAUCGUGCCCAACUUUACGAUAAUAACAACGAAUGGAUUAUUAAAAAUUGGCUAAAAGCAUUUGGUCCACCGCGAAAUGUGAAUAUGUCAAAUGUUGCUGUGUGUCGUGUACCGGAUGAGAGAAGAAAAACUAUGAAUGUUUGCGCUUGGAUGUAUGAAGAGUACAACUGUUGGGAACGUUUUAAUUAUAAUACAAAUGGUUCGGUAGCUUAUCGUAAGGCAUUGAGAAAGAGCAAUGGCCAGAAAAUGUUUUAAGCGUGUUUCUACUACUAUUACGAUUAGUUAGUAUGAGCGCAUACGAAAAUGCGAACAAAAAACGAAAACAAAAGAUAUUUUUAAAUCUAAAACAGUAUUGGCAUAAAUAACAAAACAAAUAAAAGAAAAAUAUUUAUAAUUCAUCUGAAAUUAAAUGUAAGAUUAUAAUUUUAGCGCAAAAAUAAAUGCAUCGCCGUAAUUAUUGUGUUAAAAAC